Messenger RNA from Dreissena polymorpha, 6875 nucleotides. RefSeq names its product lipid droplet-regulating VLDL assembly factor AUP1-like. NCBI's taxonomy places the organism in Eukaryota, Metazoa, Mollusca, Bivalvia, Myida, Dreissenidae. The transcript has 10 exons. The record is from RefSeq and is a predicted model, not a curated record. The coding region runs from base 172 to 1341 and encodes 389 amino acids. Gene Ontology annotation, molecular function: ubiquitin binding. Gene Ontology annotation, cellular component: membrane.
GUCAGCUGCUCACCUGACUACGCUGUCCCAACUUUUCUCAUUUGGGAUGAUGCUCCACCCAACAAUGAGAUUGGGAUUGCAUAAAAAACAAUUAUAGAAAAAAAAAUCAUAUAUGAUAUAUAAUAUAUAGACUAGGGAGCCAGGUUCCCUCCAGGCUUCAAGUAUGCCUUGAUGGUUCUGUAUUUCCCGAUCGGGGUCUUCUUGAUUGUGUGCAGGGUGCUCAUUGCUCUGCACACCUACAUGGUGGUGUGUCUCAUGCCAAGAGCAGCCGCCAGAAGGCAGUUUGUUCGAGGUAUGUUUGGAGUGUUGGGUGUCCAUAUCUGGGUGGAGGAAGACCCAUCUACAAUCUCUGAUACACCCAGAGUACUCGUCUCUAACAACACAUCUGUUCUCGACCAUUGUGUCAUCGACGUAGUCAUAAGUCAUUUUGUGCCUUAUCAUAGCAACGUUCCAAAGCCACUGCAGUGGGUCCUGGGAUAUAAAGACCUAGUCACUGGGGUUUGCAAGGAAAAUAUUCCACGAGACCUUCGAAACUUUAUUCAAGAGCACAAGAUCCCAUUAUUGAUCCAGCCCGAGGGAGCUACCACUAAUGGCUCGGGACUUCUCAAGUUUAACCCACUGGCGUUUGAGCUGCAGCUCGCUGUGCAGCCGGUUUCUAUUCACCUAUCGCGGCUCUCAUUUCCCUGCGCAUUAUCAACCAUGGACAGCCCGCGCUGGACUGACGUGCUCUGGUGCUUCUUUGCACCUGUCACUGUGUACAAACUCAAAACACACCCAUUAAUGGUAAAAAAUGAAGAAGAAAGCGUGGAAGAUUUUGCUGAGAGGGUUCGCGAGGUGAUCUCCACAGCUCUUACUAUAGAACGUACAGACUUAACGGCGGCUGAUCUUGCCGAACACGUGAAACGAUUGAAGAGCAGUCCUCAAACUAUCACUAGAACAAAACCCAUGCCCUCCCAGCCUGCGGGUAACUAUGGUAACUCUGGGAGCUGCGUUGACAGCCUGGACUCGGAGCUACGUAGAAUGAUACAGCAAGUGAAGGACGUACUGCCUCAGGUUCCUGUCAUUGCAGUAAAAAAGGAUCUUGAAAUUACAAAAGAUGUGGAUGCCACCAUUACAAACAUUCUGGAAGGUAGGGUGGAAUAUUGUGAGGAAGAGGUAAAACCAGUCACAUCUGCAUCAUCACCCACUUGUGUUCUGGAUAAGGAUUCAACCCUUUUUAGAGCCUCAUCGUUUUCCCGAAACCCAAAUGAUAGACAUUUGUCCUUAGAAGAUAGAAAACGCUUGAUGCUGGAAACUGCACGUCUUCGAUACAAAGAAAAACACAAUGUUCCCUUUAAUUGACAGUGGUUGACUGGUUGACUGGUAAAAGCAAUUGUUGAAUCAGGCUAAGUAGAUAUUAAGAUACUUUUUUUCACUUGGCAAAAAAAUGGCGAAGAAUGUGUGUCAAUGUUGAAUGUCCGAUAUUGGUUCAACAGUAAAACAUUUGGUGAAUUGUGUUUUUACAUAUUGUGUUAGAAAUUUAAAUUUAAAAUGUGGCUGAAUAUAGAUUCUUUGAAGAUAGUGAUCAAGAAAGUAGACCUGUGCAGUGAUCAAGAAAGUAGACCUGUGCUGUAACAUUGGAACAGUUAUCUGAAAUUGUUGGAACUUAAUGAGCCCCGUUCUGGAAAAACCGGGCUUAAUGCAUGUGCGUAAAGUGUCAUUCUAGAUAAGCUUGUGAAGUCCACACAGGCUUAUCAGAGAGGACACUUUCUGCUUUAAAUGGAAUUUAUCAUUUUGAAGAAAGUCUCUUCUUUGCAAUAAUCCAGAGUAGACAGAAAGUGGCAACCCUGAUAAGUCUGCGCACACUGAACUGGCUUAUUUGGGACUUAAAACACUUUAAACACAUGCAUUAAGCCUGGUUUUCCCAAAAUGUGGCCUGGAGAUGUUUAGGUAUAUACAGGUUUUGUUGCUAUCUUACCUUAUUGAAUGCAAAUAAUUUUUGAGUCUUUCUUUGAAUAAUUACAUGUUAUUCUAUAAGUGAGCCUUUGCAUUGCCAAAACAGGGUUUAAUGCAUGUGUGUAAAGUGUCGUUUAAGAUUAGCCUAGGCAGUCCCUACAGGUUCAAAAAGGAUGACACUGUCCAUUUGUAUCGUACUUAUCGUUUAAAGGAUGUAUCUUUUAAAUGAAAAUCCAGAAUAGUCGUCCCCGAUUAUGUGGUGAAUUCAGAGGCUUGCCUGGGAUUACCCUUUGCGCACAUGUUUUAAGACAAGUUUUUUGCAGAAAGUGGCUCUAUUAUGCUCACAUAUGUUUGGGUUUUCAUACUAUCUUAACCUGAUUGAAUGCAGAGCCAAUGUUCUGGUGUCUUUUGUUCAAUGAUAACAUGCAUUGUUAUUAUACCCCCCAUUACCAUUGGUAAUGGGGGCUAUAUUGGAGUCACUUUGUCGGUCCGUCGGUCUGUCCCGAAAUUUCAUCCGAUCUUCACCAAACUUGGUCAGAAGUUGUAUCUAGAUGAUGUCUAAGUCAAGUUUGAAUACGGAUCAUGCCAGGUCAAAAACUACGUCACGGUGUCACUUAGUGUGUUUUAAACUGAAAGUUUGUCCAGACCAUAACUAUGUCAUUUAUUGUUAGAUUUUAAAAUGACAUGGUACAUUUGUUCACCAUCAUAGGUCGGUGUGUCGUGUGAAAAAGGUAUGUGGAUAUCUCAAAGGUCAAGGUCACACUUGGAGUUCAAAGGUCAAAUGCUUGUCCGGGCCAUAACUUUGUCAUUUAUUGUGAGAUUUAAAAAUCAUUUGGCAAAUUUGUUCACCAUCAUUGGACGCUGUGUCGCGCGAAAGAAUUAAGUCGAUAUCUCCAAGGUCAAGGUCACACUAUGAGUUCAACGAUCAUAAAUGAGCUUGUCCGGGCCAUAACUAUGUCUUUCAUUGUAAGAUUUUAAAAUCAUUUGACACAUUUGUUAACCAUCAUUGGACAGUAUGUUGCACGAAAGAAUUACGUCGAUAUCUCCAAGGUCAAGGUCACACUUUGAGUUCAAAGGUAAAAAAACGGCCAUAAAUGAGCUUGUCCGGGCCAUAACUAAGUCGUUUAUUGUGAGAUUUUAAAAUCAUCUGGCUCUUUUGUUCACCAUCAUUGGACGGUGUGUCGCGCGAAAGAAUUACGUCAAUAUCUCCAAGGUCACACUUUUAGUUUAAAGGUCAAAAAUGGCAAUAAAUGAUCUUGGCCAUAAGUAUGUCAUUCAUUGUGAGAUUUUAAAAUGACAUUAAUUUUGUUCACAGUCAUUGGACGGCGUGUCAUGUGAAAGAAUUAAAGAGUUCAAAGGUCAAAAUGGCUAUAAAUGAUAAUGGCAUAAUAAUUCUUAAAGAUUGCCAUAAAUUAGAUUCUCUUGUUUUUUGAAGACAGCAUGCAAAAUAGUCUGUGUCAAUGCGGCACGUGGGGGUAUAGGUCACGUCUGUGGCAAAGCUCUAGUUAUAUAUUCUAUCCUGUAAGCCCUCAUCAAAAUGUUUAGUGCUUGUAACUUUUGUAUUUCAUUUGUAUCAGCCUAUAGAGAAUACUAUGUUAGUGUGAUUGUGUACUUAAAUUUAUCCCACGAGUGAAGAAAAGUUUACAUGGCGAGGCUUGCCGAGCCUUGUAAGCCUUUCUGGGACCUCUACGUCCCCGAUUUUAAAGAAAUAAUGAAAAGAUCGCUAAAAAGCUGCAGUUUUACUGGGAAAGAAUAUGACUUUUGUCGUUUGACAUGUUCAUAAUGAUGUCAUGAGCACUCGCUCUUAAUAUUUGUAAAAAAUGUUUUUGGGUCCUAUUAUGUUCUAUGAAAUCAUUUAGCUGUAGGAUAAAAUGAUUAUUGAGCUUUACCCUUUACCUCUUAGAUACGUAUUUAACCCUUUACCACUUAGAAACGUAUUUAAUCCUUUACAACCUAGAUAUUUAUUUAAGCCUUUACCACUUAGAUACGUAUUGUAAGGCAUGUUUAGUCCCUUUGAAAGUUAAAUUCAACUAGAAAUGGCGCGGCAGAGGCCGACGCGUAUCCCCAUAUCGCAUAUUUGACCCAGGGGCGCCCCAGGGUUGGUAAAGGGUCCAUGCAUAGUUGAGAUCGAUCGUAUUGUCAUAAGAGAAGUUCAGUAUCAAUUAGAAGUGAAUCGGUGUAGAAAUAAAGAAGUUAUAGUAAAAGGCAAUUUUGGGUGGGCAUGGUCUAUGUGGGCGGGGCACCCCAGGGCUGGUAAUGCAUAGUUGAGAUUGACCGUAUUUUCAUAAGAGAGGUUCAGUAUCAAUUUGAAGUGAAUCGGUGUAGAAAUGAAGAAAUUAUAGUAAAUGGCAAUUUUGGGUGGGUGUGGUCUAUGUGGGCGGGGCGCCCCAGGGUUGGUAAUGGGGCCAUGCAUAGUUGACAUUGACCGUAUUGUCAUAAGAGAGGUUCAGUAUCAAUUUGAAGUAAAUCUGUGUAGAAAUGAAGGAAGUUAAUGUAAAAUAACAUAAAAAAUGAGUGAAAAUCCCAUAACUUUUGACCCAGGGGUCAGAUAAAAAUUCCAAAUAGUGCAGGGUCGCACAUAUGCUCAUAGCUACAAUGUGUGUAAGUUUCAAGGUUCUAGUGCUAAUAGUGUAGAAGGAGAUAGUGGCCAGGACAGACGGAUGGACUGACGGAGAUCAAUACAAUAUCCCCACUUUUUCUCCGAAAAGCGUUGGGAUAAUUCAAGACCUGUCUCACUAGAUUCGAGUUUUAUGGGCUUCAUUUCCAAGCCUUCGAUACUAAUGAGCAGCAAACAGCAUAAAACCUGAACAGACUGCAAGUUACUUAAAGGCUGUUCUGGUUUUAUGCUGUUUGCACAUAGCCAUUUUUACUUUUCCUCUGAGUGGGAAAGGGUUUAACAUUAAAGGUAGUUAAAAACUGCUGCAAAACACAACAAAUAUUAGUAAAUGUGCAAGCAAAACACACAAUCAUAAUAUAAAGUUAUUUGAGAAAUAAUCCUGAUAAAGGGUAAUUGUCCAAAUUGUGUUGAAAUAAAGAUCUAAAUAUUUUAUUUCAGUUUACAACUAUUAAGAGUAGACAUUUUAUUUCAUGAAAUUCAGGGACGAACACCAUGAAUGCUUUCUUUACAUGUUCAGUACUUAUUUAUGGUCAAAAUGUACUGUAGUGUUUUAACAGAUCUGGAAGUCAUGGAAAAUGGGUUGGCAGAAAAAGUCAUGUAAUUUGAUAAUUUAUAUAUUUUUUAAAAUAAAUAGUUUUAGUUUCUUAAAGAGAGAAAGGUAAAAAAGUAACAUAUUAUCCUCUGAUAGAUCUAUAUGCAGAGAUGAAAUAAAUUGAUAUACAUGUGACUCUCGCUCCUGGAAAAUGGUGCUAAAUGCAUGUGUGUUAAGUGUUGUCCCAGAUUAUCACGAGCAGUCAGACCUGAUUUAUCUUGGGCCAUACUUAUCGUCAAACUGGAUUUAUGCUAAAUAGAGACUUCCUUUUAAUGAAAAAAAAAACCAUAAAAGCAGAAUGUGUACCUGUCAACUCAGACUGCUUUGGCAAAUCUGGGAGAUAUUACAUUUAUGCAUUAAGCCCUUUUUCCAGAGAACACACAUGUAUAUCCAAACACAUCAUAGCAAUACUAAGUAGAUAUGUUUGCUGUAUAACGAUCUAUCACUGUGAACUUUAAAUGACGCUUAUUUGAUCAAUAUUAUUCUUAUCAAUAUAUAAAUAUAAUAUUGUAUGUUGUAUUAUACAUGAAACUGUUAUUACAUAAGUUUUAUUUCCUUAUUUAUAUAUUUUGCUUUUUGUCUGGUGGUUUAAUUUUUGAUGUGAUGAAAGAUUUCUAUUUCUAUUUCAUUGUACGAGUUUGAAAAGAAAGUGUACAUUUCUUCAAGCAUAUUUUUAUCAGGAGGUUUGUAAGGCUUGGAAUAAAUCGCCAUUUUUGGAAUGUGAACUAUUUCUAGGAUCUAUUUUGACAAACAGAUGCCUGUUUUUAUUCCCUCAAAAGAGGUCCUAUAGUGAUCGGACUGUCCGUCAGUCUGUCCGUCACACUUUGCGUUUAGGUUUCGAAAAAUGCUCAUAACUUCUAUGUCGCUUCAGAAAGCAAUUUUUGGCAUGCAUGUGUAUAUGGACAAGGCCUUUCCAUACGCACACAAAUUUUGACCCCUGUGACCUUGACCUUGAACUUAGGGUCUGCAUUUAGGCUUCAAAAUCUGUGUUAAGGUUUUGAAAAAUGCUCAUAACUUCUAUGUCCCUUGAGAUAUAACCUUCAUAUUUGGUUUGCAUGUGUAAAUGGACAAGGCCUUUCCAUACGCACACAAACUUUGACCCCUGUGACCUUGACCUUGAACUUAGGGUCCGCGUCUAGGUUUCAAAAUCUGCGUUUAGGUUUUGAAAAAUGCUCAUAACUUCUAUGUCCCUUGAGAUAUAACCUUCAUAUUUGGUAUGCAUGUGUAUAUGGACAAGGCCUUUCCAUACGCACACAAAUUUUGACCCCUGUCACCUUGACCUUGAACUUAGGGUCCGCGUUUAGGUUUCGAAAUCUGCAUUAAGGGUUCGAAAAAAGCUCAUAACUUCUAUUAAGCGUUUAUAGGGAGCAUGAGUCAUGAUAUGGUGACAGCUCUUGUUCACUCGAUAAUAGUAUACUUCAUGUUUAUUAAAAAACAAACAUUUCUUGUGUUUUUGCUUGCAAUUGCAAAGAAUUUAUUUUCCAUGGAACACAUCUGUACAUGAAUGUAAAAAGAAGUACAAAAUACCUUUGUAUUUAUAAAUGAUUCCAUUUCUUUAUGUAAAAGGCUUUGACAAAAUGAAUGUACCAUUCUGUAUUUUAAUAAGAAUGAUAUAAAUAAUGCUUUUCCUUUGUCAUUUUUGGGUUUCUUUAUAUAUGUAAAUUUUUCUGUUUCUGUAAUGUUUAUAUAUUAUGAUAUUGAAGAGUCAAAUAAAGUAAAUCAUACAUCGUU